AUGGGGAAGGAGUUAGGUCGCGGGCAAUACGGCGUGAUCCGGCUGUGCACGGAAAAAGCGACGGGGUUGUCGCUGGCGUGUAAGAGUAUCAAUAAGGCGAAGCUGGCGGGGACGCGCGAGGUGGAGGACGUGCAGAGGGAAGUGAAGGUGAUGGAGCUGCUUAAAGGCCAUCCUGCCGUGAUCGAGCUCCGUGCGACUUACGAAGACCAAAAGCGUGUGCACCUGAUAAUGGAGCUGUGCGAAGGCGGCGAACUCUUCGAACGAAUUAGCAAGCGAAAGCAUUACCCGGAGAACGAGGCUGCGGAGGUUUGUCGCACGCUCGUGUCGGUCGUCGCGCACUGCCAGUCGCACGGACUCAUGCAUCGCGAUCUCAAGCCCGAAAACAUUCUGCUCGUCAGCCAAUCGUCGCACACGCGAGUCAAAGUCGUCGACUACGGCCUCGCGGUUUUCGUCAAACCAGGUGCCAAGUUAACCACAAUGGCGGGCAGCGCGUAUUACAUAGCGCCUGAGGUGCUGAACAACUGCUACGGGCUGGAGGCGGACAUGUGGAGCGUGGGGGUCAUCCUCUACAUCCUGCUGUGCGGCCUGCCGCCGUUCUGGGCGGAGAAGGAGGAGGGCAUCUUCGCGGCCAUCAAGACGGGCAAGAUCGACGUGUUCACGGGCGUGUGGGAGGGCGUGUCGCAGGAUGCCAAAGACCUCGUGAUUAAGCUGCUGACCAGGGAUCCCUCCAAGCGGAUCACACCUGAGAAGGCAUUGGGCGUUGGGGAGGGCGUGUUCACAGGCGUUUGGGAGGGCGUGUUCACAGGCGUUUGGGAGGGCGUGUUCACAGGCGUUUGGGAGGGCGUGUUCACAGGCCUUUGGGAGGGCGUGUUCACAGGCCUUUGGGAGGGCGUGUGGGAGGGCGUGUCGCAGGACGCCAAGUACCUUGUGAUUAAGCUCCUUACCCGGGAUCCGUCCAAGCGGAUCACACCAGACAAGGCAUUGGGUGAGUGGAGGGUGGUGGUGGGAGGAUGGGUUGUAGGAGAUGCGGAAUUACUACCUGAAGUGGAUGCAGGGCGUGUGGGAGGGUGUGAGGGAGGGAGGGUGUGUGUGUGGGAGGGAAGGCGUGUGGGAGGGAGAGUCCCACCGCUGGUGGAAGCAGCACGCGGGGGCUGCUCGUUUCCCCUCCUCCUCCCUCCUCUCUGGGAUCCAACUUUGAGUCAACUGAAGAUAAAAAUCCUGUAUUCCCCUCCUCUCCUCUUCCCCUCCUCUACCCCCCCUCCCCUCCCCAUCCCCUCUACCGCUCCCCUCUUCCCCUCCUCUACCCCCCCUUCCCCCCUCUCUCCCCCCUGUGCAGCCCACCGUUGGUUGAAGCAGCACGCGGGCGCAACCCGCUUCCCCUCCUCUGCCUCCCUCUCCGGAAUCCCCCCCAAGCCCGCCACUGCUGACGUCAUGGGCGCGUUCAGGCGCGACAGCAGCGUCAGCAGCAGCACAGGGGGGGGCGCGCGCCCCAGCUCCAGCAGCGGGGCGGGCGCAGGGGGAGGGGGAGGCGGAGGGGGGGCGCACCACCAUCAUCACGCAGGAGGGGGCGGGGUGGGGGGACUGGCGGGGGUUCUAGCAGGGGGAGACUCGUCCUUGCUUUCCAAAGCGAUUCUCUCCCUUAAGAAAGUUGGCAGUGGCAGCGGCGGCGGGGGCGGCGGGGGAGGAGGAGGAGGCGGGGAGGGAGCCCAUAGCGAUCUGCUAAUGCUUCUAGAAGCUCUGAAGAAAAAGGUGGGGGACGGGGGGGUGGCAGGAGCAGCAGGGGGAGCAGGACUCCCCCCUCCUAUAGUGCCUCGAUCGCGAAGCGUGGGCAUGAGUCGUAGUGGGUCGUUAUCAGGAGCUGAAUCCGAUGCUGACGGUGCUGCUGGGAAAGACAGACGGUCGGCGUCUGCCCGGCACGGCUCCGGAUUGGUCGGGGCAGACGACGAAACUUCCGAAGCUGCCCUGCAGGCGUUUCUCGCGGCUGCCCGGGAGGUGCUGAGGAAAGAUGGGGGGGAGGGAGGGGGGGGAGGUGCGGGAGGGGAGGAACGAUUGGCAAAACUUUUAGCUAAGCUCGAAGCAACGGGCGGUGGAGGAGGAGGGAGGGAGGAUCGACUGGGGUUACCUAGGGGCGGCAGCACGGGCGGGGGAGGGGCGGCAGGCCGGCCGAAGCUGCCGCCCUCCCGGAGCACAAGAGACGCGUCGGAUCAUGAGGGGGAUGACGACGGGCGGCGGGUCAGAAAAGAAGUCAAGCUUCCGUCGUCUGCUUCUGUGUCUGCUGCUGACGCUGGGUCGAAACUUUUACGGCACCGGAAGAAUGGAGAGGAGGAGGAGCCGGUUCGGCCGAAGCGAACGUUGCGGCGCGGGCUUUCGUCUGCUAGUGUGUCUUUCGACCCGGAGGUUGAUGGUGGGGAGAAAGGAGGAGGAGAGGCGGGGGAGAAGGAGCGGGAGCGAGUCGGGAGGGAGAGCAGGGAGAGCCGGGAGAGCAGGGAGAGCCGCAGCGGAAGCAGCGCCAAGGGAAGGGACUUGGAGCGAUCUCCCUCACCUCCUCCCGCUUCCUCUGCUGCUGCUCCCGGUGCCACCAGCGACGAAUCACAUGACGAGAAGGAGGGUGCUGGUGAGGAUGGUGGUGCGGGAGCAAAGGGGGGAGCAGCGGGGGCGAGGGGCAUGUCUCGGGUAUCGGAUAAGGCUAAGAGUGCCAAGGAACGGUUGGAGGGGAACAGCUUGUUUCGGCACAAGUCGACCAACGUUUCUGCUCUUGUUCCGGUCCGGGACGGCCGCGACGGGCGAGAUGGGAGAGACGGGAGGGACGGGAGGGAGGGGAGAGAGGGGAGAGAUGGGAGACAUGGGAGAGAUGGGAGAGAUGGGUCGGCAAGAGGUGGUGGGGGAGCAAGGCCUGUUUCUCCUCUAUUGGAUGAAUCUUCUCGCUCCCGUCCGUCUAAUCGGGGAGGAAUAGGAGCUCCGCCGUCCCCCACAGCCAGUGUGAGCAGCCGAGUGGGCGGCGGCGGCCGGCGUGUUUCGGCUACUAAUGGCCUGGUCCGGCGGAAAUCGGCAGAUGUGGGGAAGCUGUUGGAGGAUUUGGGCGGCGACGGGGGGAAGGAUGCCGGGCGGGACGGGGCGGAGAGCACGAGCAGCGGCGGGCGGAAAUCGGCUGCUUCUGGCGGCUCGUCUGCUUCUCGGAGGCGGCCGAGUCGGGAUUUUGAUGACCUGGCGCGGACGGGCGGAGUUGUAUUUUCUGUGUCGGCGGGCGGCGGACUGAGUCCCCUUAAGGCGCCUAAAAUGGUGGCGCCUUGGAAGGGAGAUGAGAACGGGGAGGAGGAGGGAGACGGAGGACUCAGUAGCCCUCUCAACGCCAUGGCUCGUAAGCGCAAGAGCGUCGCUGAAGCUGCCAACGUGACCCCGCGGGAUCUCAAUGAGAUCCCGUAUAUUGCUUGGAUGCACAAGCAGCUGUCCUCUGGGCGCAAGCCGACCGGCCCGCAGCCAGUGGACACUCCUUCGCGUGGCGACACCUCUUACCAGGCCCCCCGUGACGUCCCGACGCGCGGGCGCCGUAACGCCGACCGUGUGGCUUCUUCGCGCAGUCCCGAGGCUACCACGUACGACGAGGACGAGGACGAUGCAGACUACAACGAGGAGGCAUACGGCACGGACGACGACGCGGACUCCGGAGAAGAGCCUGACAAGGGCAUGUCCGACUCCGACGCGGAGAGCGACGACGACGACGCACCGGAAGAAUCGCAGCCCGCAACUCCGCCUGUUCGCCGCGGUCAUGGUAAGGCGGCACCGGGGGACAAGAGCGCCACUGUUGGCGGGGGGCCACCUCGACGCGCGCCAAAGACCCGGGAGCCCAUGCCGGUGAAGCGCAGUGUGUGGUCGCCCACGGAGAGCACGAUUCUCGUGGCCGCCCGCUGGUUCAUGAAGGAUGAGCUGGAGCCGCUUCUGGGGAAGCAGGGAUCCCAGUAUUGGGCCCGCCUCGUGCGCCACAUCGAGACCGAGAAUACCGGAUGGGUCCGCGGCGUCAACGCCGUGCAGAAACAGUGGCGCAACCUCGUCCAAAUGUACAAGCAGCUGCAGAAGGCGGACAAGGCGUCCGGCAACGGGGUGGUGUGUAAGCCGCCAUGGUGGCCGUACAUGGUGUUAUUUCAGAAUAACCGUGUAGUCGCGGCGCUGCACGCCGUCGCCGCCGGUGGUGCCACACACGUGAAUGCGCCGUGCGGUUUCGCGGUGCCGUCGACGUCCGCGCCAUGCACCUCAACGCCCACGUUCACGGCAAACUCAUUCGGGCCUACUGUAACAUGUGAACGUGCAGCCCCCCCUCCGGUGACGCCUCCCUCCAAGCGCCCGCGAGUAGCGGAGACGGCUACCAUGGCCGCAGCAAAACUUGUCUCCGACACCAUCAAGGAUUGCCACGCGGAUGCGAUGGCAAAGCUGGAGGGGCUCGUCCGCGCCUGGAUGCAGCAGGACGCCGAGAUUGCACGCGCCCGCAACCAGUCGCCGGCCCCUCCGCCACCAACCGUCAACGGAGCCCCCGCGGAUGCCGCCACACAGCCCGCAGCGGCCGCCGCCGAAGGCGACGACGGAGUCUGGUUCCGCCGCGGUGAUCACGGCGGUGGCGAAGCUACUCCGGACGAGGCCGAGGAAGUGUGGGUUCGCGGCGACGCCGUGUAA
Molecule: messenger RNA, 4665 nt
Organism: Closterium sp. Naga37s-1
Lineage: Eukaryota; Viridiplantae; Streptophyta; Zygnematophyceae; Desmidiales; Closteriaceae
Source: the annotation of a GenBank genome assembly